This is a messenger RNA of Pterocles gutturalis (yellow-throated sandgrouse), 1621 nucleotides long. Its product is annotated as TBC1 domain family member 24-like. The record is from RefSeq and is a predicted model, not a curated record. Lineage: Eukaryota; Metazoa; Chordata; Aves; Pterocliformes; Pteroclidae.
AUGUUUGGCUCAUCUUCUGUCACUGUUGUGAUCACGUCUGAGGCUGACACCUGGGACAUCGACGCCUCCUCUUGCCUGGGCUGUGGCCAGUUCGUGGACUGGGACAGGAUGCCAGACCCGGAGCAGGAGGCGUGUAUCCCCCGAGACAUCCUCAGUAAGCCCCCGAAGGAGCUGAAGAAGCUGUCGAGAGAAGGCUGCUGGGCAGCGAGCCGCGCUUUGAGGGCUCAGGUCUACCACCAGCUCAUCCAGCGCAUCCCCUGCCGGCUCGUCACCCCCGAUGCUCUCGUCUACAGGGACGUGGCGAGUCGGCUCUUUGGGAGGCAGAGCGUGAGCUCCCACCCUUUGCCCGAGUUCCUGGAAGGAUGCUCCAUGCCCACGUACUGCCUCAACCUGCACGGGGUCACCGCCUUGAAGAAGAUCCUCAUCUGUGUUGGCAACCUGUUCCCGGACAUCACCUACAGCCCCGUCCUCCCCUCGCUGGUGGCUCUGCUGCUGCACUACAGCGAGGACGAAGCUCAGUGCUUCGAGAGCAUCUCUCGCCUCAUCGCCAGCAAUGCUCCCCAUGCCAGCUACAUCGACCAGUCCUUCCUGGCCCACCAAGCCUCCUGCAUGACUUUUGGAGACCUGGCCAACAAGCACUGCCCAGCAGCUCACAAACUCAUAGCCAGCGCCUCCGAGAACGUCUUUGAGGUCUACUCCGAAUGGUUAUCGUGGCUCUUCCAUGACCUCCCCUUCCAUUACGCCAUCCGCAUCUUCGAUGUCUACCUGCUGGAGGGGCAGAAGGUCCUUUACCGCAUCGCCCUGGCCCUGCUGAAGCAGUACAGGCUCUCGGUGACCUCUGCCGAGCUGGAGGGGACCGACGUCAAGGCAGAUCUGCAGGCUUUCAUGCAGAACAUCGCCGAGCACGUGAGUGUCGACAAACUCCUAGAGAGAGCCUUUGGCAUCCGGCUGUUCUCCCGCAAGGAAAUCUGGCUGCUCCAGAUGGCCAACAGGAAGGCGUUAAUGGAGAGGGGCACGACCAUGGUGCAGAGCAGGCAGUCCUUCCACCUGGCUGUGGACAUGCAGAACUUCAGCUCCAGCAUUGUAACGGCUCAGGAGAUGCGCAUCAUCUGGUCCUGGAUCCCGGAACGCUUCUCCCUCUUCCCUCCACUGCUGCUCUUCUCCACCUCAGAAGAUGGGUGUAGCCUGCAGAGGUUCUACACGUGCUGUGAAGGCUACGAGCCGACGGUGCUGCUGAUAAAAACAGCCGAGGGGGAGGUGUGCGGGGCGUUUCUCUCCUCCGACUGGAGCGAAAGGAAAAAGAGCGGGGCGACGGCAGGCUUCUUUGGGACAGGGGAGUGCUUUGUGUUCACUGUGCGCCCCGAGACAGAGAGGUACGAGUGGGUGUUCAUCAAGAAGCCGGAGCUGGCCAAAGCCGUGCCGCGCUCCCGCCAGCGCUCGCCUUCGCCCUCUCCCGCAUCCCUCCUCGGCUCCUCCCCGGACGGCCGAGCAAACCGUCUUGCCGUGCCCAUGCCGCAGUGGAAAGGCCGUCUCUCCCCGUUCCUGGCCAUCAGGCAUUUCCUCCUGCCUUCCAAAACAGCAUCCAUGUUCAUGGCCGGCUCCCGGGAAGGGAUCAUCAUCG